AUGUGCAGCCAUGCAUUAAUAAAUGCAGAGUUACUACCAGUGUCGUGGGUGCGCCACCGGGACCUGCACAUCCUGACGGUGGGCUCGUACACGUACUCGAGCGACCAGCGCAUCAGCGCGUCGCGCGUCGGGCCCGCCGAGUGGCAGCUGGAGAUACGCUGGGUGACCCACCGCGACACCGGGGUGUACGAGUGCCAGGUCAGCUCGCUGCCCAUCAUGGCGCUGCAGGUGCGCCUCGACGUCGUCGUUCCGACGGCCUCGAUCCUGGGCGGGCCGGACCUAUACGUCAACCGCGGCAGCUCCAUCAACCUGACGUGCAUCGUCGUCAACUCACCAGAGCCACCGGCCUACAUAUUCUGGUACCACCGCGACCAGGUGAUCAGCUACGACUCCCCGCGUGGCGGCGUCAGCGUGGCCACGGACAAGGGCCCCGUCACGACGACGCGCUUGCUGGUGCAGCGCGCCAACGCGGCCGACGCCGGCAACUACUCGUGCCGGCCCAGCAACGCGCGCGCCGACACCAUCACCGUGCACGUUCCAUCAAUGUACGCUACUGGCCAUUAA
Messenger RNA from Schistocerca piceifrons (Central American locust), 564 nucleotides. RefSeq names its product opioid-binding protein/cell adhesion molecule-like. Gene Ontology annotation, cellular component: neuron projection membrane. Bases 1 to 564 code for a protein of 187 amino acids. The transcript is spliced from 5 exons. The record is from RefSeq and is a predicted model, not a curated record. Gene Ontology annotation, biological process: synapse organization. NCBI's taxonomy places the organism in Eukaryota, Metazoa, Arthropoda, Insecta, Orthoptera, Acrididae.